Vigna unguiculata (cowpea) is the source of this 1353-nucleotide messenger RNA. RefSeq lists its product as uncharacterized. Gene Ontology annotation, molecular function: nucleic acid binding; zinc ion binding. The record is from RefSeq and is a predicted model, not a curated record. NCBI's taxonomy places the organism in Eukaryota, Viridiplantae, Streptophyta, Magnoliopsida, Fabales, Fabaceae.
AUGUUUUUUAUAUGUGCCAGUGAGGAAGAUGGUAGUUAUGUAAUUUCGGAUAGAGAAACAACAGGAGAUGAAUGGCAAUCAGAUGACCUCCUUAGUCUUAAUGAAAGUGAUGAUGAAGGAUGUGUUGGUGAAAGUUCAGGUGAUGAAGGGGGGAGCUGUGGUCCUUUUGGCACAUUUGUCAUGCCAAAUUCCAUGGCUGACUAUAGGUGGGAUGUGGGAACAAAUUUCAUAGAUAAGGAACAAUUCCAACAAGCAAUAAUAACUUAUGCAGUUCAUUCUGGUAGAAACAUAAGAUGGGUUAAAAAUGAUAAACAAAGAGUGAGGGUGAAAUGUAUGGGGGCACAAGGAAAAUGUGAAUGGUCCGCAUAUGCUGCAUAUAUUCCAUUACGCAAGACAUGGCAACUAAGAAAAGUGGUUGAUAGGCAUAACUGUUCUAGGGAGUUUAAACUUAAGAUUAUGAGUGCAAAAUGGCUGAGUAAGAAGGUAGAGAAGUCUUUGAUUGAAAAUCCGAAAUUCAAGAUUAAGGAUGUGCGAGAAAAAGGGUUGAGGAAGUGGAAUACAAGUAUUUCAGUGGCCAUGGCUCGUAAGGCAAAAUCCUUAGCUUCAGACCAAGUGGAAGGGUCAUUCAAAGAACAGUUUCGAAGAAUACAUGAUUAUGCUUAUGAAAUUCUGAGAUGCAAUCCAGGGAGCACAGUGAAAGUUAAAGUGGAUGAAAUGCAGGGUGAGUCUAUUUUUGGUAGGUUUUACACAUGUUUCAAAGCAUGCAAAGAUGCUUUUGUGCUUUCUCGCCCCUUUAUUGGGUUGGAUGGUUGCUUCCUCAAAGGGAAAUAUGGGGGCGAGUUGCUAACUGCAGUGGCCAGGGAUGCUAACGACCAAAUGUUUCCUCUAGCAUACGCAAUUGUGGAGGUAGAGAACAAAGAGACAUGGAAAUGGUUUUUGGAAAUCCUAGUGGAUGAUCUAGGAGGACCUGAAGUCUGUGGGGCAUGUACAUUUAUGUCAGAUCAACAGAAGGGUCUGUUGCCUGCAAUUCAGGAGUUAUUACCUGGUGCAGAGCAACGAUUUUGUAUGAGGCAUUUGUACUCUAAUUUCAGAAAACGGUUUGGUGGCCAGAAGUUGAAAAACCUAAUGUGGAAGGCAGCAACUGUGACACACCCUGUGGCCUGGGAAAGGGUAAUGAGAGAUAUUAAAAAGGAGAAUGAAGAUGCUUUCAAGUACCUCAUUGCUAUACCACCUAGGUUUUGGUCCAGAUCAAGAUUCACUAGGAAUGCUGUGACUGACACAGUAGUAAAUAACAUGACAGAGGCAUUUAACAGUGUGCUUGUUGAUGCUAGAUGCAAGCCUGUGGCAAUCUAA